Molecule: messenger RNA, 1692 nt
Organism: Babesia sp. Xinjiang
Lineage: Eukaryota; Apicomplexa; Aconoidasida; Piroplasmida; Babesiidae
Exons: 2
Coding region: 1-1692 (563 amino acids)
Molecular function (GO): protein binding
Source: RefSeq, a predicted model, not a curated record
AUGAUGCUGCUCACGGAUUACAAUGUGCUGAUAGAAUCUCUUCUAACAUGUCGUUCUGAGUGUAUUUUAGCGCAUCUUCAGAGCGGUUGUUUCUUCGAGUCUGACAUCACCAGUUUGUUUCGGGGUGAAGAUGCGGAGGUAGAUCGCAGCAUAAAGCGACAUCUCUCUGCACCAUGCAUCUUUCCGUCGUUGCAUUCAGUCAUUCCACCUUAUGCGCCUUCCACUGCGCUAUCUGUUUGCCGUGAUUCUACUGCUGGUGUGUACCAUGACCUUGAGACUGGUAAAUGCAUCAGUAGGAUUUCGAGAGGCGUGUAUUCGUCACGUAUGACUGAUGGCGUACCUGACUUGGGAGGAACGUGCACUCACCUUUCGGCAGCGGAGGACUGUAGCAGCCCACUGGUAUUUCUUGCUAGUGCUCUAGGUGAUAUAAACGUAAUUGACCUAAGAGUGGGCGUAAAGGGCGAGUUUGGUCAUCCUGUGAUGUGUCUAAAUCGAUGUCACGCUGGAGCUAUAUCCUGCAUGUAUAAUUUUCGUGGUUUUAGUUUCAGCCUUAUGUCUGGUGGUUUUGAGGAUGGAAAAUUCAACUUUUAUGAUCUGCGGUUUCCGUAUGACCAUGUGAAAAGCCCAUUCUCGGAGCGCCCGAUGCCACUGCGUUCAAUGGAGAUGCACUUACGCAAUCAAACCAAGUAUGUGGACAUGGACGAUACUGACCAGCAGAUACUAAAGCACAUGAAACUUGGCCGUAUUACUGAUAUGGCUGUUAGUCAUGAUGAGCGUUUGGUUGCCAUAAGUAAUGCUCAGUCUGAGGUUGUGAUAUGUACAACCCAUGAGGACGUACGUGUGAUGAAGAUGGGUUUUUUGUCAUCAAAAGACGAUUAUGCUACUUCUUUAGCCUUUGGUAAUAAUGACUUUCAUCUAUAUUGUGCUACUUACGACCUAAUGGCAGGUAUUGCUCGAUGCAAGCGCUACAUGGGCAGUGAAACUUCUGAGGACCAAGAUGCAGAAGAGUUGCCAUAUCCUUACAAUUUUGUCGUAUGGCCUAUGAUGAACUUCGAAAGCAAUGAUUGGAUCACUACUCCAAUGGAGCGCUUUACCUAUAAGGACGAUUUCCAGUUGGUUGAGGACCUGCAUAGCAGCUGCGUGUUUGGCCGUGGUGCCGAGGAGGACAAGAAGGGCACCACCGAGGGAUCAGAGAAUGAUACCGAUGCCAACGAUACGGCAGGCAGCUCAUUAGUAUCCGGGACUGAUACUGAUAAGCAGGGGAAGUCCAUGUUAGAUAUGAUAUCUCUGACCAAGGGUGGUCCUGCCGCAUCUAGACAUCGUUCUUUUAGGGGUGCUCGUCCUGGUCGUUUGAACCCACUGAUAUUUACUAUAACUGGGGAUUUGGCAGUAUCUACUGGCGGCUGCGAGGCUACCGUAUCAACUGUUGACAUUUGGGACCCUGCACGCCAACAGCUCGUGUGUUCAGUCAGCACCCCUGAGAGUCGUGGAGUUCGCUUUGAGCACAUCUGCAGUGGCCCUAAUGGCGUGGUCCUGCUUAGCGGGACGUUUGAACGCUCUUUAGAUACUGUAAAGCCGUCAACAGAGGACGACUGGCAACUCAACAAGUGCGUUUGCGUGAUGAAGCCGAUAUCUGGCGAUUCGCUAUCUUCGGCCGUUUCAUCGGCACCACUACAUUUUUCCACUAUUUAG